Coregonus clupeaformis (lake whitefish) is the source of this 2095-nucleotide messenger RNA. RefSeq names its product adenosine 3'-phospho 5'-phosphosulfate transporter 1-like. The transcript has 4 exons. Gene Ontology annotation, molecular function: 3'-phosphoadenosine 5'-phosphosulfate transmembrane transporter activity. The record is from RefSeq and is a predicted model, not a curated record. Gene Ontology annotation, biological process: transmembrane transport. Gene Ontology annotation, cellular component: Golgi membrane; endoplasmic reticulum membrane. Lineage: Eukaryota; Metazoa; Chordata; Actinopteri; Salmoniformes; Salmonidae. Bases 239 to 1543 code for a protein of 434 amino acids.
GUAAUGAAAUCCGGCUUCGCAUUUUCCAGGUUUCCACUGAAGGGGCGGGGAUUCUUUAUUUAAGUGAACACAUAGGCAAUUGAUAAGUUGUGAAGGCACAAAAAAGAAAUUUGCUUUUACAAUAAGGAUUUCAUCAGUUGGUUGAUUUGCGUAAACGCUUCAUUGCAGCCUAAGUGGUUGAGUUGUUCGGCGUGUUCGCUACGCCAGGUGUUAGACCAGAAGUGUUGGUGGGGGGAAAAUGCCAUCUUUUUUAUGGAGGCUUUGGCCUGGCCUGGUGCUGAUCCUCUUCCCGUCUACGCUGGCGGAUGACAAAGAGUCUUCGCUGCUACAGGACUGGCACGACGUGUGGCUGUUCCGCUUCUUCCUCAACAUGCUGGGCUACGCCACCAUCAUCAUACCUGGCUACUUUCUCAUUGGGUACUUCAAGAGGAUCAACUACCUCGAAACAGGUCGUGGCAUUUGCUAUCCUGUCAUAAAGGCCUGUGUGUUUGGGAGUGAAUCGAAGACGGGUCUCCUGGACGACGUGUCCAUAGCUCAGAGAAAUGACGCUGACUCGGGCUCGUCGGCCAGACAAGCCUUCAAGUUAGUCUUCUGCGCUGCGGGACUUCAGGUAUCCUACUUGACAUGGGGUGUCCUACAGGAGAGGGUGAUGACGCGCUCAUACGGGGCCUCCACCCCCGAGGAGGAGGGUGAGCGCUUCAAGGACUCGCAGUUCCUGGUGUUCAUGAACCGCAUCCUGGCACUGACCGUGUCCGGCCUGUGGUGUCUCCUGUUCAAGCAGCCUCGCCACGGUGCACCCAUGUACAAGUACUCAUUCGCCUCGCUCUCCAACGUCCUCAGCAGCUGGUGCCAGUACGAGGCCCUCAAGUACAUCAGCUUCCCCACCCAGGUGCUGGCCAAGGCCUCUAAAGUGAUCCCCGUCAUGCUAAUGGGCAAGAUCGUGUCACACAAGAGCUAUGAGUACUGGGAGUACCUGACGGCGGCGCUCAUCUCUCUGGGCGUCAGCAUGUUCUUGUUGACGAGCACGACCGGUAAGCACCCUUCUACGGUCACAACUUUCAGUGGCGUGGUCAUCUUGGGCGGCUAUAUAGUCUUCGACAGCUUCACAUCCAACUGGCAGGACAACCUGUUCAAGUACAAGAUGUCGUCGGUACAGAUGAUGUUCGGCGUCAACCUCUUCUCCUGCCUCUUCACCGUGGGCUCGCUGCUGGAGCAGGGCGCCUUCUUCGACUCGCUGGCCUUCAUGACGCGCCAUUCGGAGUUCGCCUUCCACGCCGUGCUGCUGUCGGUUUGUUCAGCAUGCGGCCAGCUCUUCAUCUUCUACACCAUCGCGCAGUUCGGCGCCGCCGUCUUCACCAUCAUCAUGACCCUGCGGCAGGCCAUCGCCAUCCUGCUCUCCUGUUUCCUGUACGGCCACGUUGUCACAAUGGUGGGGGGCUUCGGCAUGGCUGUGGUCUUCCUCGCCCUCUUCCUGCGCGUCUAUGCCCGCAUCCGCAUGAAGGCGGGACGCAGGGCGCAGCAGCCACAGGUGCAGAAGGUCUAGGAGGAGUCUGAGGAGGGAACUGGAAAAACAAACUGAAGCCACGUUUUCAGUGGGGCUUUUUCCUGUCUCUGUGUGUCCCGUUUGACUUUUUGUGUUCAUUUAAUGGGUCUCUACUUUGUAGAGGAAAGGUACAGAAAGGGAUUCUAAUGCCUUUUUUAAAGGUGUUUGACUUCACACGAACCGAGCCGUCGCCACACAGGUCAAUUAGUCUCGAAAACCCAACCUUAGGCAACACAAUGACUAGGGUCUGGUUUCAAUUAUGGACUCUUUUGUCAGAGGAACUACGUCACUGCCUAAGUCACUACUUUAUCUGCUUGAAUAAAAUACAAAAUAGUAGCUAGCAAAAUUAUCAGAGGUUAUUUUUAAUGAGUGAAUUUCGCAAGUGGAUAGUUUGCAUCAACUACCUUAACUAAAACCAUUGCAAAGGUAUUCGCGACGUUCUGGCAUAUCUGCCUCUUGAUUUGUUGGGAGAGUCCCCGGAAUGUAUUUUUUUUCCUUAUCAACGUAGGCCCCGUGUAGCUCAGUUAGUAGAGCAUGGCGCUUGCAACGCCA